Cricetulus griseus (Chinese hamster) is the source of this 441-nucleotide messenger RNA. The record is from RefSeq and is a predicted model, not a curated record. Lineage: Eukaryota; Metazoa; Chordata; Mammalia; Rodentia; Cricetidae.
AUGAGACUGUCUCUGUGUCUUCUGCUGGUCAUCCUGGCUGUUCAUUGCUAUGAGGCUGAUGCUGCAAUGGUCUGUCCAGCAGUUAUUGAUGAAAGCACUGUAUUCCUAAAGGGGAAUGAGAAAACCUAUGAAAAGACACUUAAGAAAUAUAAUCCACCUCCUGAGGCUGUUGAAGCAAAACUGGAAGUGAAGCGAUGUGUAGACAGCAAUUUGAGCACUUUAGAGAAAGCAGAAAUAGCAAAAGUUUUGGUGCUUUUGGCUCGCAGCCGACCCACUGCACCACACAUGUUCAAUCCCGCUGCCGCUGAGCUGCUCAAAACAGUCUUCCCAGUUGGGAGGAUUCCACAGACAUCCCCAUGGUUACUGUCGCAGUUUCUAGCUGCAGGCACUGGACCGGCUCAGACUGCCGCCUACCCGAGCCCAGAGGCCUUCUGCCCCUAG